AUGAGCAUCUUCAACUGGCUGCUCAUUGACGAAGCUCGCAAAUCCCCAGCCAAAGAAGAAAUAUAUUCCACUGGUUAUUCUCAUGAGGUCUGGUCCACUACGAGUCGGCACUCCCGUGGGAGCCAUCGUAGAGUCGUAUCUGUGGCUGUUACUGCUUCUACUGCUGUCAGCCAAAUGAAGAGCAAUGGUGUCAAGGAUAUAAAGGUUUGGAGAAGUACGAAUGCUGACCAAUCUUCCAUCACCAAACACCGAUCAACCUACACCCGCCCAAUUGGCCCAGACCUGGUAUCCAUCAAGCAAUCAUUCUGUACCGACCUGCCUCCCCAGUUGGCAACUGUUCAUGACACAACUAUCGCCUACCUCGCUACACAUGCUCCGUUAGACAAGUCAGGCAAGGUUCAGCGAAAGGAAGAGAUUGAAGAGAGGUGGCGCGAUGAAAGUAUCAGCUGCUUUAUCAUGGAGAGAUUUGCAGAGCUGCAUGGGUAUUAA
Cadophora gregata is the source of this 489-nucleotide messenger RNA. RefSeq lists its product as uncharacterized. The transcript has 4 exons. The record is from RefSeq and is a predicted model, not a curated record. Bases 1 to 489 code for a protein of 162 amino acids. Lineage: Eukaryota; Fungi; Ascomycota; Leotiomycetes; Helotiales; Ploettnerulaceae.